Molecule: messenger RNA, 3295 nt
Organism: Helicoverpa armigera (cotton bollworm)
Lineage: Eukaryota; Metazoa; Arthropoda; Insecta; Lepidoptera; Noctuidae
Gene: RNF220
Product: E3 ubiquitin-protein ligase RNF220
Exons: 8
Coding region: 4-1143 (379 amino acids)
Biological process (GO): protein ubiquitination
Molecular function (GO): ubiquitin protein ligase activity
Source: RefSeq, a predicted model, not a curated record
GAAAUGUUACCAAUUUUGAUGUAUAAUAACAUGGAAGGGGGUUCUAAUAGUUUAAAUAACACGCCUAAUUCUAGUUUUAGUCAGUACGAUGAUAAUAUAAUACUAAAUUGUGUGAGAAAUCGUAAAAAAGUGACAGAAUUACCGAGUUGCCCGGUAUGUAGUUGCACGAUAAGACAGGGGGAAUUAGACUCUCAUUUAGCUCUGGAAGUGGAAAGACUGCAGAAGUUAUCUAGUUGUGGGUCGAAAAGGAAGCUUAGUGUGAACUCUAGUGCAAAUUUAGCGGUUCCUGGUUCUAGUACGAGUGUGGAAGUAGCUGAGGAAGAAGUAGAAGUGGAUGUAUCUGGCUGUCUAGGAAGUGAUGUAUACCAGCGAGUACACUCGAACAGACUCCGGCGUCUCCGCGCCCGUCGCCGCAGCUCUCCCACCCCUCAGAGCGGGGAGUGUCCCGUCUGCAAUGCUCGUCUACCCGUGUGCAGACUGCAGAGGCACGCACUGCGGUGCUUGAAGAGAACUGGUGCUGCGUUGGACGAGGAUGUUCCUGACACCAGCUCGGAAGACGAGAGCAUUGAUGUCGAGAAUGACGAGCCUACAGGCGGCGCUUUCGGCGCAGAAUACCAGUGGUGCGGCGAGUGGCGAGUGCGAGCGACUGCCCUGCAGGACUCCGAAGCCAGGGCUGCGACUACAGUGCGCAGGGCUUCUAACGACCAGGCACUGGUAGUUGAUGGUGAUGAAGACACAGAGUUAUACGGCCCCCCUCAAUAUUCUCCAUCAAGGAUAGCACCAGAUGCAGACCUAACCCCUGUAACAGUAGAGACGGCAGAAGAACCCAUAGACACACAAAAUGAGGAGGAGAACAAAACACCCGAGCCUGCUAGCAAGUGUAACGGCUUAGUAGAAGCUAGUGCUGAAACUAGAAUUCAAGCGUUAAAAGCAAGAAUUAAAGACUUGGAAAGAAAGGCAAAUGGUGCUGGAGAGAUGAAAUGUCUGAUAUGCUUAGAACAGUACACCUCACCGACCGUCUCCAUACAGUGCUGGCAUGUUUACUGUGAAGUAUGCUGGCUCCAAUCUCUAAGAGCAAAAAAAAUCUGCCCGCAGUGCAAUGCUAUCACAACAGCCCAGCACUUACGAAGAAUUUAUAUGUGAACAAAUAAACUAUAGGUAGAGCUUACUACAAGUGUAUACAGAGUAUUGGGGUUAUUAACACCCCCUUGAAAAUGGGGUUAUAAAAUACCCAAAAGAAAAUUGGGGUGCGAAAUACCCUCUGUAAAUGUUGGGGUAAAAAUAUCCCCAACUGUUUUGGGGUGACAAUAUAUCCCGUGAAUUUUGGGGUAACAAAACAUCCCCAUUAAUAUUAGGGUGAUAAAAUACAUAUUGUAUGUUGGGGUUGUGGAAUACCCCAAAAAAGUGGGGUACCAAAACACCCGUUGGACAAAAUGCCAUAAUACUACGAAGUGGUGAAAUGGAGUUUUGGGGGACAGUCCUUUUUUUACUUUUAUUUCAAAGUUCAAGUUGGGUACCAAUAAAACCUAUGUAUGUUGGGGUAAAAAUUACCCCAUGCAUUUUAAGGUUAUCAAAUCCCAAUCUGUAUUGAGAAUUUGUAAUUAUAUUGGAAGUUGCGAAGGACCCCAGAAAUUUUGGGGUAAAAAUACCCCAUCUAUGUUGGGGAUUUUAUAACACCCUACAUAAAUUUGGGUAAAAUACCCCAAAUGGAAUAGGUGUUAAAGCAGUUUUGACUGGUUGUAAGAAUAUAAACGUUCUGCAAGGAUUUAGGUAGGAUAGAAGAUUUGCUCAAAUAAUUUGAGUCAAGAAAGAAUAAGUCUGAUUAUAAAAUUCAUUUUUCUUAAUAACUGAUUUGUAUAUUAUUGAGAAUUUGCGUGUAAUGGAACGGUGUUUUUAAGUCAACGCUUCGACUUUUGACCCCAAAUUUUGGGGUAACCCCGAAUUUCGGGGUUUAAUUUACCCCAAAUUUUGGGGUCUAAUUGACCCCAUAUCUUUAGGAAGUGGUGGAUUUUCAGACACAUAAAAAAAACAACACAUUUACAACUUUAUUUAAUAUUUAAAUAACAUAUAUUUGUUAAUACAUACAUACUUUUGAGUUGCACUAUUUAACUAUAACAAUUACCAAGGGGUAUUGGGUUGCCAAGGUAACUGGGUUGAAGAGGUCAGAUAGGCAGUCGCUCCUUGUGGCACACUGGUACUCAGCUGCAUCCGGUUAGACUGGAAGCCGACCCCAGCAUAGUUGGGAAAAGGCAGAUGAUGAUAACCAAACUAUAACCAGCCGUAUACUUGCCGCCCAUUGGUCAAAUCAGCGAUUUGACAAAUGAAAAUGGUUCGGUUAUCGUUAUAGUUAAAUGGUGCAACUUGGUGUAAAAUUUCAUUGUUUUUGCACAAUUCAAUAUUAUUCAUAGAAAAAAAUAUUGGUUACAUUAUUUAUGAAUUAUAAUAGAAAGCCAAAAUCGAGAUAAAGGCUGUGUAAGAAAGAAAGACAGUGAAAGAGCUAAGAAAAGCCAAGAUUCCACCAAAAAUUGUUUGCGAUCAAAUAUGUACUAGAUGUCGCGAGUCCACAGCUAGCAUGUGUUCGCGCGGCGGUUGCAGUGUCGCGGACAUGUUAGUAAUGUUCGCGCGCAAUGUGUUACUGUUUGCUACAGCAAGUACACCACGAUAUACAUUUGUGUACAUCACAGAGGCAGAUUCUAAGCUGCUUUGUAAAAUACAAGAUUCUUUUCUACCAUAUUAUCCUUCAAAAAGAUUAAGUAUAUUAAUGGUCGAUCCCAAUAAUCUGUCUAUAAGUUAAUUUGCUUACUAGAGAUAGAAUUUUGGUAAAGAACCAACCUCUCGGGUAUGAGAGUGCGUGUUCAAUUCCAGUUCAGGCAAGUACCAAUGCAACUUUUCUAAGUUUGUAUGUACUUUCUAAGUAUAUCUUAGACACCAAUGGCUGAUAAGGUGAAGGAAAACAUCUUGAGGAAACCUGGACUAUAUAGUCUGAAAUCACCAACCCGCAUUGAGCAAGCGUGGUUUUUUUUGCUCAAUCCUUCUCCGUGUGAGAGGAGGCCGCAACCCAGCAGUGGGACGAUUAAAAGGCUGUAACAGUAAGUAAUUUCUAAUUCCUAUCUUUAGUAAGCAAAGCCAUAGAUAGAUAGAUAAUUGGAAGCGGAAUUUAAGCAAGCCGACGAUGCCAAGGGCAUGAUUUUGUGUUUAAUAUUAUAUAAUGUAAUAUGCCUUCUAUGAAGAAUUGUACAAUAAUAGUAUAUAAUUUUAAGUUUAAAAUGUAAAUAAAAUUAUUUUUUUCUAUGAU